This is a messenger RNA of Neoarius graeffei (lesser salmon catfish), 690 nucleotides long. It is a transcript of the gene lyz, whose product is annotated as lysozyme. Gene Ontology annotation, molecular function: lysozyme activity. The record is from RefSeq and is a predicted model, not a curated record. The transcript has 4 exons. Bases 45 to 473 code for a protein of 142 amino acids. NCBI's taxonomy places the organism in Eukaryota, Metazoa, Chordata, Actinopteri, Siluriformes, Ariidae.
CACACAUCAUUCUUCAGAGUGAUUAGGUCUUGGACUGUAGCACAAUGAAGGCUUUGGUGUUCCUUCUGCUCCUGGCGGUUGUCAGCGCUAAACAGUAUGAGCGCUGUGAGCUGGCAAGAGCCAUUCAACAAACUGGCUUGGCUGGGUAUGAUGGCAUCAGUCUGGGGAACUGGCUUUGCUUGGCCAAACAUGAGUCUAACUACAACACCGAUGCCAUCGACCACGACGCUGACGGAUCAACGGACUAUGGCAUUUUCCAGAUAAACGACCGUUGGUGGUGCAGCAAUGGACAAUUUCCUAGUGCUAACGGGUGUGGCAUCUCCUGUAAUGAACUUCUUAGUGAUAACAUCUGGGCAGCUGCUCAGUGUGCCAAGGUCAUAGUGAGACAGCAGGGCAUUACUGCAUGGGUGGCAUGGCGUGCAUACUGCAGGGGUCAGGAUGUAAGCUCUUACGCUGCAGGCUGUGGACUUUAAACAAAAUCAUGAAGUUACAAACGCAUCGCUUUAAUAUAACCAAAGCAAAUCAGUGGUAAUGAUGAUAUCCUGAAUAUGUAAUAGUGCAUUAAGAAAUCAAAUCAUCUGUUAGAUUAUCGACAUGAAUGCUCAAAUUGCUCAUAAUCUGCAAUGAGCCCACUAUUUAUACUCUUGUAGCAAUAUCAACAAUGCACUAAUAAAGCAUCUAAUACAGCAA